Molecule: messenger RNA, 2520 nt
Organism: Lagopus leucura (white-tailed ptarmigan)
Lineage: Eukaryota; Metazoa; Chordata; Aves; Galliformes; Phasianidae
Gene: GPR135
Product: G protein-coupled receptor 135
Exons: 1
Coding region: 1-1263 (420 amino acids)
Biological process (GO): G protein-coupled receptor signaling pathway
Cellular component (GO): membrane
Molecular function (GO): G protein-coupled receptor activity
Source: RefSeq, a predicted model, not a curated record
AUGGAGGCGGCGGCGGCCGUGCCGGGAAACCUCUCCGGCGGCGGCGGCGGCGGCAACGAGAGCGGUGCGGCGGCGACGGGGCCGGGCUGGUCGGCGGCGGCUCUGGCUUCGCAGGCGCUGGCUCUGCUGCUCAUCUUCGCCCUGUCGGCGCUGGGCAACGGCGCGGUGGUGCUGGUGAUCGCCCGACACCGGCAGCUCCGCACGGUCACCAACGCCUUCGUGCUGUCGCUGUCGCUGUCGGAGCUGCUGGGCGCGCUGCUCUGCCUGCCCCUCGCCUUCCUCAGCCUGCUGGGCCGCCCGCCCGGCGCGUGGCUCUUCGGCCAUCGCCUGUGCCUGGCCAGCGCCGCGCUGCACGCCGGGCUGGGCAUCGCCGCCACCCUCACCAUGGCCCUGCUCUCCUUCGACCGCUACUGCGCCAUCGUCCGCCAGCCCCGCCGCAAGAUGGGCCGCCGCCGCGCCGCGCAACUGCUGGCCGCCGUCUGGCUGGCGGCGCUGGGCCUGGCCGGGCCGUGGUACGGGCUGGCGGGCGAAGGGCGGCGGGAAGCCCGGCACGGAGCGUACCGCUGCGUCUACGUGCUGCCGUGGGGCUCGUCGCGGCUGGGCCCGCCUUACGGCGCGGCGCUCAUCGUGCUCUGCUACCUACUGCCCUUCGCCCUCAUGUGCUUCUGCCACUACAACAUCUGCCGGGCGGUGCGGCUGGCCGAGAGCCGCGUGAGGCCCCUGGCCACCUACGGGAACCUGCUGCGUGCCUACGGGGAGAUGCGCACGGCCACCACCGUCCUCAUCAUGAUCGUCUCCAUCAUCUGCUGCUGGGGGCCUUACUGCAUUCUGGGGCUGGCAGCCGCUGCCGGCCACCUGCCUUUCUCGCCCACCAUGGACGCGGUGGCCAGCGGAAUGGCCUGGGCCAACGGGGCCAUCAACCCGCUCAUCUACGCUGCCCGCAACCCCAACAUCUCCGUGCUGCUGCGACGCAGCCGCGAGGGCGGCUACAGGACUAGGAACAACGUGGCUGCCUACCUCUCGGCCACAGGCCGCCGGCCAGAGCCCCGCAAUCGGGCUGAGCGCGUGCGGGAGCGCUACGUCAACCGGCAUGGUGGGCCUCCGGGGAGCGCCCCGUCCUCAUCUGGUCCGGCGAAUGGAGGAGAGGUGGCCAUGUGGGCCUGCAAGAACCCGGCCGUGCUCUUCUGUCGGGAUGGGCAGCCUGACGCCGUCUCUGAGGCUGCAUUGCAGGGCAGAGUAGACGCCGUCAACACCAGCCUGUAAUGGCGUUGAGGGCUGGGAUAGUGGCAUCGGGCCCUGGGGCUGUCUCCAUGAGGAACCGGCAGUAGCCACGGAUCUCUUGGAAAUCAGGGAGAUGGGCCUGCACGAGCCAUAGUGUGAUUUCUUCUCCAUCAUGCAAGCUCUGAUUUGGCAGUCUGCUCUGCGAGCAGAGAGAGAUGCCAUGGAAAGGAUGCGCCCCUUUCAUCAGGCUUGGUGCAGUGGUGAUGGCCACUGAGCAUCAAGAGUUUGACCACAUGAGCGAUUGCUCCAGUCCUGCAGAAAGCGCCCAACUGGAGCUGCAGGGCAAACACACAAACAGCCUGAGACUGUGUGAGCUGUUUGCUAAGUGCCAAUGCAGCCACCAAGAGCUGAGCACUGGCAGCUGGAGCACGCUCAGAGAACACCACACUGUGAAAACUGCAUCACGGCAGGAAAAUGUUGCUUUAACCCAUUGUAUGUGGCAGUGCAGAAUGUCGUAGGGUAUGGGACAGGCUAGAGAGUGGUUUGUGAAAAUGAUUAUUUAAAUUUCAAGUGAAACAAAGCAGUGAUUGUUGUGACAGAUGCCUGCGGAGAAGGAAGAUGUGUGGCGCUGGGAGGGAGGAAAAAGAUGUCAGAAUUUCAGCAGCCUUUUAUUUAUGGGUACAGUCUGUAUAAAAUACUGUGAGUGUGGGAAACUGAGAGCUCUGCAGGCAGAGGAAAAGGAGUGGGUGUAGUGUAUUGUACUACAUGGGCACAAGGUGUACUCUGCGCUCGGCAGAUGUACCUCACAUCUCCAGUGAUUUAACUGUGCUUAGAAAAGCCAUGCAAGAGUGGUGAGUGUCUGAAAGGAAAGGCACAGCAGUGCCAUGUGUGCUUGCUGUGCUUAAGCAUGUGAAGAUGUGCACAUGCAGAGAACAGAUAGCGUUGUAUCUGUGGCAAGAAUCUGUUACUGAAUGUGAUAUUCAAAAACUAGCUCUGUUUGCUUGCCCCUGGAAAAAAUGAAGGUAACACCAGGAAAUGGAAGUGCUGUUGCAAAGUGCAAAUUCAUGAGUUUAUCUGUAUAUUUUUGCCCACAGGCUCAGAGUCCUAACGCCUUAAUCAGUAUUCAAACUCAGAGAUUGUCUUAAAUUAAAUGUGAGAGGCAGGCAGUAUUUUUCUUGUGCGGUCUUCAGAAAUGUAAUGCUACUGUUCUACGGCUUUUUCUCCUGGUUGUGACUCAAGUGAACGUACCGUCAUUAUUUUGCAGCGAGACAAGAAAUAAAUUAUCUUUUAUGCAGGAGA